Cinara cedri is the source of this 572-nucleotide messenger RNA. The record is from the annotation of a GenBank genome assembly. NCBI's taxonomy places the organism in Eukaryota, Metazoa, Arthropoda, Insecta, Hemiptera, Aphididae.
AUGUUGGCCUUUUUGUUGUAUACCACGUUAAUAUUGACAUUUCCGGCUGUUUCAUGUCAGUCAAUUAAUGGUAUGUGUUCAUAAAUAAAAAUUGUAUGGUAAUUUAAAACGACCAUGUCUUGUACUUAAGAAUGUUUAAACUUUGCUGUUUUUCAGUGCUGCCUAAAUAUACACCAGAAAAAAGGAUACCGUUGUUAGCGGCCGUUGAAAACCUCAUAGACGCUAUCAAAAAGACUGGUGUUCGAGACGAGGAUGAACUGAAAAAAAUCAAAGCCGUUAUCUUGAUUCAAGUGCUCGAUCUCUUGAGGCAGUACCCUUCCGAGACGAAUAACGAUGAUACCAUUACCAGUACAAUAUUGACGACUACCACCAGUACAUCGUUCGUCACCACCAAUAUACCGUGCGUCACUAUCAAUAUACCGAGUGUCACCUCCAGUACAAUGUGUGUCACUAUGACUCCGUCUGGGAACGAUCUCCGCCGCCGACGGUCGAUGUCCAAUGACCUACCAGCUUUCAGUGUGGAAGUUCAACCCGAUUUAGUCAAUCUGAUAAACGGAUACCGAGAUUAUUAA